This is a messenger RNA of Pisolithus orientalis, 966 nucleotides long. RefSeq names its product DUF775-domain-containing protein. Bases 193 to 822 code for a protein of 209 amino acids. Gene Ontology annotation, biological process: protein import into nucleus. Gene Ontology annotation, molecular function: nuclear import signal receptor activity. Gene Ontology annotation, cellular component: cytosol; nucleus. The record is from RefSeq and is a predicted model, not a curated record. Lineage: Eukaryota; Fungi; Basidiomycota; Agaricomycetes; Boletales; Pisolithaceae. The transcript has 4 exons.
UGAGCAAGUUUCGAUCUUGUUCGAGAACCAAGUGCGCGUUUCGCGAAUGUGGCUGUAAUCCAUUUCAUAUCGACUGCCAAAUGCCAUGCCCUGAUAUCACCCUUGGCGCACCACUUGCUGCGAACACUUCGAGCACCACUGUCUCAGACGCUUCUCCCUCGCAGAAUUCACCCGCACGAUAUCGCAACAAGAAUGUUUGGGUGUUGUGUCGCUGGUCGCCUUCUCCAAACGAAUCUCCAACAAGUUGACGAGACACACGCACUGUUUGAAAUACCUGCUGCAGAAAAAGUGAACCAUAUCUGCGUAUUCUUAUUGGGAACGAUUCCAUUCCCAGAUGGCUACGGCUGCACAGUGCACUUCUUUUGGCCUGGGAAAGGCUCUCAAGUUCUCGGAAUGCUGUCUAACGAGAAACCCUCUGCAAUCUUCCGUUUGCGCUCUGCUUUCUCCACCCCCGCAUCCGGGAUGAGCACACCGUCUGCAUUUACUUCAGCGGCAUCCUCGACGACCGGAGAGGUUACGGCCAUCCUCGGUCUCGCAAUCGAGCCACUAGAAACAGUCAUGGCACAGAUGGCGGCACUUCCUGCACAUACGAUUAACUCUACGCUGAACGCGGCGUCAUCGUCAGUCACUAGACCACUCGAUCCGACCAUCUUGGCGGAGAAAAUAGCCAAGCACCUGUUUAAUUAUGUGUCUGGGUUUUCAGGGAUGCAGAACAUCGGGCCAGAUAAUCUCGUCCCGAUCGGCCUCAUUGCCAGAUGGUAUGAGAACUUUACAAGUAAACUCAAGACAGUUGGGGCAGGAUUCUUGGAAAGAUUGGAGUAGGCGAAAGUGUACCAUCUUUGGUUUUGAUGAAAUAGUUGCUCUCUCGAUCCACUAUGGGAUAGGGAGUAGCCGAUGAGGUCUCUCCUGUCAUCAUGUCGAGUGGAGGGGGGGGGGGGGGAGUGAAGAAUACUCAAACGCCAUCCC